UUUUUAAAUUUCUUUUAAAAACCUCAAUGCUUACUGAAUUGGAAUUAUUUUUAAUUGAACAAACAAAGAUUACUAUUGAAGAUACAAAUUUGAGGGAGGAAAAAACUAAAGGAAUACUGAAGGGAUAUGAUGUUGAUAUAUUGGAGAAUUUAAUUUGUUCGAUUUUGGAAUCUAAACAGUUGAGACAAGAAUUAUUUAAAACAACUUUUCGACCGGCCUUGGGGCAUCUACUUUCUUUACUUUUGGAUACCUUUGGAUGUUUUCAAAUCGAUAUUGAAAUACGUAAAAAAUGUGCUUAUUUAAUUUGUGAAAUUACUAAUUUAAAAUAUAAAGAAUUAUCAUCCAACUUUAUUGCUUUUAUUCUUCCUGGAAUUUUUUUAAGAAUAAAAAAUGUAAUUCUUCAACAAAUACAUUCUAUUGAAAUUUUACAAUUUUCUUGUAAGAUUCUUUCAAAUAUUUUAAUUAUUUCUUUCCUUCCUUUAUUUAAACAACAAAAUUUAAUUGAAAAUAAAAUAAUUUCAACGUCUUCAAUAAUUAUUUUUGAAAGAAAUGAUGAAUGGAUUAAAAUGGCAAAAGAAAAAAUUUUUCCUCAAUUUUGUUCAAUUCUAACUAAUUUGUCUUCUUCAAAAAUUGAUUUAAUUCGGUUUGAGGCUGUUAAAUUAACUUGUACAAUUUUUGAUUUUAAAGGAGAAUUUUGUGAGUUUUAUAUUUUUUUAAAAUAAAAUAUGUUGGUUUAGAUAUAGGUUGGGAUUAAAAAAUUCUGAUUUUCUUCUGGUUUUUGAACAUUUUUGUUUCUGAUUUUUUGUGAUUUCUGAUUUUUUAAUGCAUAUUCUUGUUUCUGAUUUUCUUCUGAUUUUCCUGUUCUGAUUUUUUAAUUCAGAUUUUCUGACGACUUUUUUUUCUGAUUUUUUUAUAUUUUUUUCUGAUUUUUCAUUAUUCUGAUUUUUUUAAUUCUGAUUUUUC
Meloidogyne enterolobii is the source of this 963-nucleotide messenger RNA. The record is from the annotation of a GenBank genome assembly. Lineage: Eukaryota; Metazoa; Nematoda; Chromadorea; Rhabditida; Meloidogynidae.